Messenger RNA from Lycium ferocissimum, 2348 nucleotides. Its product is annotated as pentatricopeptide repeat-containing protein At1g31790. Gene Ontology annotation, biological process: RNA modification. Gene Ontology annotation, cellular component: intracellular membrane-bounded organelle. The transcript has a single exon. Gene Ontology annotation, molecular function: RNA binding; protein binding. The record is from RefSeq and is a predicted model, not a curated record. Bases 103 to 1356 code for a protein of 417 amino acids. Lineage: Eukaryota; Viridiplantae; Streptophyta; Magnoliopsida; Solanales; Solanaceae.
CUGGGACGGAUGGAGUCGUUAACUCAACUGAAAUUGGCGCCCAGUGGAAGAACACAGUUUGCUUUCAACUAUGAAAUCAAGUAAACAAUCAUUGUAAAAUCAAUGGAGAUCACAUCAUCCUACCCAAAACCACCAUUAUUGCAUACAAACGCCAUUCCAAUAAACUCCAAGAAAUGGCUACCCAUAUCUACCCACUCCAUUUCCAACACACCCCUUCAAUUUCAAUUGCCUUUAAAUAGACCCCAACACAAAAUACACCAACCCAUAAAACCUGAAAUCAAGAAAACUACAAACCCAACAUGUACAAUAUCUGAUAUUUUAAGGUUAAUGGAUAGUCUUGGUCUUGAUAUACCAGUUGAUAUAUAUGUUUCCCUUAUUAAAGAAUGCACUGAAUCUCGUGACUCUGCAAAAGCGAUUGAACUUUGUAACCAUAUUUGUAAAAGUAAUGUUAUUCCGAGUUUGCCGUUAUUGAACCGUUUGGUGCUGAUGUUGGUUUCUUGUGGUUGUUUCCAACAUGCCCGCCAACUGUUUGAUAAAAUGCGUGUGAGAAAUUCUAAGUCUUGGGCUGCGAUAAUCGCGGGUUGUGUUGAAAAUGGUGAGUAUGAAGGGGCUUUGAGUUUGUUUAUGGAAAUGCAGAGUGAGAUUGGGAACUUGUGUAAAUGUGGUGAUAUAAUUGAUGAUGGGAUAUUGGUGUGUGUUCUUAAGGCUUGUGUUGAAAUGAUGAAUUUGGAACUUGGGAAACAAAUUCAUGGAUGGUUACUUAAGUUGGGUUGUUGUGAAAGUUUAGCUUUGAGUAGUUUUUUGAUCAAAUUUUAUGGGGAAUUUGGUAAUCAAGAAAGCGCAGAUAAUGUGUUCGAUCAUGUUCCGCGUUGUAAUACAGUUGUUUGGACAACUAGAAUUGGUAAUUUGUGUAAAGAGGAGCAGUAUGAAGGGGCUAUAAGUAUUUUCAGGGAGAUGGUAAGAGGAGGAGUGAAGAAAAAUAGUUUCACAUUUUCGAGUGUUCUUAAAGCUUGUGGGAAGUUGAGGGAUGCUGGAUGUUUUGGUCAACAGGUUCAUGCUACUUCCGUUAAGGUAGGACUUGAUACGGAUGGUUAUGUGCAGUGUAGCUUGAUUGACAUGUAUGGAAAAUAUGGGUUGCUAAGGAAUGCAUUGAGGGUUUUUAAUGCGAGAGAGGAUAAGAGCAAUAUUGCCUGUUGGAAUGCAAUGUUGAUGGGAUGUAUACAGCAUCGUUUCGGUGUUGAAGCCAUGAAGGUUCUCUAUGAGAUGAAAGAAGCUGGUUUGCAGCCACAUGAAUCUUUGAUUAAUGAAGUGUUGUUGGUUUGUGGGAGUAGUAAUAUCGAGAAAAUGAAUGCUUGACUUUAUGAAUAUCUCUUAGUUUCCAUGAAGAUGUGAAAACGGUUUGCAUGAUCACGGAAUUUUUAAUGGAAUAUAAUGCAACCAAUACCAGCGUAUCGGCUAAUCUCUCUAGUUUCUAUGAUGAGUUUGUUGUAUAUGGAGGAUCAACAAGGGUAUGUAUAUAAUAAUGGUCAGAAGUGAUGUCAAACAGUCUUGCAUAUGGGGUAUCUCUUAGUUCUCCAUGAAUAUAUGAAGAUGAUUUGCAAGAUCAAGGAUUUUUCAUGGAAUAUUAUGCAGCCAACGUACUGGCUGAUAUCUCUCGUUUCCGUGAUGAGUUCAAGGAUCAACAAGGGUAUGUAUAUAAUAAUGCUCUGGGAGUAGCAAAACGAUCUAGCAUACAAGAUGAGAAGUUAUAGCACAAAACAGUACUCACAUUUGAUAUGUGGCCGAGCUACCAUUUGCUGGAGCUUCUGUUAAUACUUAGUCUAUGUGGCGCAGGAAUGCAAGUAUAUUACCAACAUCCAAGAUCAGUUUCUAAAAACCAAAAUGAGUUCUGUGAUCUUGGACCCUGCAAAAAUAUGCAGCUGUUAGGAUUUACUAUGACAAUGCAUAAGUGGGGGUACAAAAGUUAUUGCUGAUGAUUUGGUGGCUCACAAUGUGGUGCAUAGCGAGUCGAAUUACUUUGGCAGUCAUAACUUUGACAUGAGUGCAUAUGCAUGAGACUUUGCCCUGGGAGAACUCCAUCAUAUGAUUCUACUGGACUUGGUAUUGUGGCAGAAUCCUAAUAGUGAGCAAGAUCAUUUUGUGGGAAAUCCAAAACUAAGCACAUAUCCUUGUUCUUACAAUCAGAAAUAUUUUUAGUUUAAUAGGUUAUCAAAGAAGUGGUCUACAGUUCUUCAACCACUCUUUCUUAUCUGCAUUGUGAAACUUCUGAAUGCACAAUUCUGUAGAUAUAUGAGCAUUAUUCUAGUUGUUCACAUGCUCGAAUCUAGUUAUGUUUUAUUUGUGUGUUA